GCUCUGUUUGAGCAGUCGGAGUCCAGCAGCUGGAGAAGUCAAACGUGUCGCCAGGUCAGCCAUGUCAUCUGAGCCUCCCCCGCCGCCAUCGCAGCCCCCGACACAUCAGACUUCUGUUGGGCUACUGGACACUCCUCGGGCCCGGGAUCGCUCUCCAUCCCCGCUGCGAGGCAAUGUGGUCCCUAGCCCUCUGCCCACCCGCAGGACAAGAACUUUCUCGGCGACGGUGCGGGCUUCACAAGGCCCUGUCUACAAAGGAGUCUGUAAAUGCUUCUGCCGGUCCAAGGGCCACGGCUUCAUCACCCCAGCUGAUGGUGGCCCUGACAUCUUCCUACACAUCUCUGAUGUGGAAGGGGAAUAUGUUCCAGUGGAAGGCGACGAGGUCACCUAUAAGAUGUGCUCUAUCCCGCCCAAGAAUGAGAAACUGCAGGCUGUAGAGGUGGUCAUCACCCACCUGGCACCAGGCACCAAGCAUGAGACCUGGUCCGGGCAUGUCAUCAGCUCCUAGGACCUGCAAGAACCCCUUCUCCUGGGCUUGAGGGAGACUCUGGGGGGGAGGAGGAGCAGGACACUCUGGAUAUAACAUUCUACCAAGUGAGAUGGGGCCUCAAGGCCGGCAUGGCCCCUUUCAAGCAUUUCCUGGAAGAAGGGAGUUGUGGGCAGGCAGAGGAUGCUCAGCCACCAACACAGCCUCCAGCCAUUGCAACAAGCUCUCACUGUCUGAAAACAUUAAAAGCAUUUGAAAA
This is a messenger RNA of Microtus ochrogaster (prairie vole), 746 nucleotides long. RefSeq names its product calcium regulated heat stable protein 1 (gene Carhsp1). Gene Ontology annotation, molecular function: mRNA 3'-UTR binding. Lineage: Eukaryota; Metazoa; Chordata; Mammalia; Rodentia; Cricetidae. Gene Ontology annotation, cellular component: cytoplasm. The record is from RefSeq and is a predicted model, not a curated record. Gene Ontology annotation, biological process: regulation of mRNA stability.